Molecule: messenger RNA, 3916 nt
Organism: Biomphalaria glabrata
Lineage: Eukaryota; Metazoa; Mollusca; Gastropoda; Planorbidae
Product: putative transmembrane ascorbate-dependent reductase CYB561 homolog
Exons: 5
Coding region: 190-936 (248 amino acids)
Molecular function (GO): oxidoreductase activity
Source: RefSeq, a predicted model, not a curated record
UGUCACAGUCACUACCAUAGCUGAGAGUUUAUCAUAAUAAAGUAAACUUUCUAUUUUCUAGUGUAUCUAGUCUACAUUCUCAUGAUUCUGCCAACUGAAUGACAUCUAGAUCUAACCCGCCCUAAAAUAAAUUACAUCUAAAUAAUCCAAAUUUACAUAUAACGUAACUCAUUAGAAAGAGAAGAGAAAAUGUACUUUGAUAGCAAUGCUACCACUGCAGCUGACAUGAAAUAUUUCAAUAUGCUAGUACUGAUAGUGCAAGUUUUUGGUGUAGCAUCAGUUGUCAUAACAGCAGUGUGGAUGGGUCAUUUUCGUGGUGGUUUUGCAUGGCAAAGUGAUCCUUCACAUGAGUUCAACUAUCAUCCGUUGUUUAUGAUCAUUGGAAUGGUGUUCCUUUAUGCAGAUGCUAUAUUAGCUUAUCGUGUCUUCAGAAAUGAUAGAAAAAUUUACAUCAAGAUUCUUCACGCAGUGAUGCAUGUAUUUGCACUCAUUUUUGCUGCUGUGGGAUUAAAAGCAGUUUUUGAUUCACACAAUUUAAGUACAGGUGGACCUAUACCAAAUCUUUAUUCACUGCACAGCUGGCUGGGACUAUUUGUUGUUGUCUGCUUUGGUCUUCAGUGGAGCCUUGGUUUCAUCUCAUUUUUGUGGCCGAAACUAAGUAUGGGAAUUCGCACAUUGUACAUGCCUUAUCACACAUUCUGGGGCGUAGUCCUUCUUGUUCUAGCCACGGCCACUGCACUCAUGGGCAUCACAGAGAAGGCUAUAUUUCACAAAGAUGACAUCCAUUAUUCUGCUUUGUCGACUGAAGCUGUCCUUAUUAACUGCUUGGGUGUACUACUGGUCUUGUUUACUGGAUUUGUCGUCUACCUGGUAACUAAACCUGAAUACAAACGUCAACCUUCACCAGAAGAAGACCAUGUUCCACUCGAAAAUUAAUGAUUUGUGGACCAACCCUGAAAUCCUCAUUCAAUUUGAUGGUAAUGGCAUUUCCUUUUUUAACUCUUAACAAAAAUUUUUUCUAGUAAUACCAUCUUCAUAUAUGUAUUUCAGCUAGGAAAACAAAUAAUAUUGCUGUGACUUGACAAUUAAUCAAAAGAAAUACAGUAGACAUUGAACUAAAAAAAAUGAAGGAAAAAAACAAAACCUUUUUUACACCAGUAGAUCACUACUAAAAAUUAAUAUUGUACUGGGUAACUAUUAAAAAAGUGGAUGGGUAAAAAAAAAUUUUUUUCUUCUUCUUCUAGGUACUGCCUGGAAAUUAAUAUUGUAACCCAGUUCAGUGUUGUCUGAAAUAAGAGUGCAAUAUUAUUUACAGUUAUGUCAUCAUGUUAUGUCAUACAAUGCUUAUCUUUCAAUAUUGUUUUGUGAUGAUAUUCCUCUGUAACCAAUGGCUUUAGGUAGAUGUAUUUUUUUCUUAAAUUUUUUUUUUCUCUUUAUUUAAUUUAAUAAAUUACUCUCAUAGAAAAUAUUAUACAGUAUAGUCUUUUUAAAAAAUUAAUUAUGUAUUCAUAAAAAAGUUAAGAGUUGCAAUGAAUGUAAUCAUUGUACACUGCCACCCAUGGGAAGAACAUUACCCUGAUCAUAAUGUCAGAAGGACUAUGAAGCAAAAUAGGUUAUUAGCAUUACUUUUGUUUGAAAUACAACCAAAUAUAAUCUUGAGUUUUCUACAUAGAGAUGUGUGAUUGUAAUUUGGUUAAAUCUGUGAAUCUAGAACAAUCAUUUAAAUCAAUUUUCUACUUACUAUGCAGUGCCAUUUCAAAGUUUUUAGGUAUUAACACAUAUCAUUGGUUUUGUUUUUUGUUUUAAUUUUUUUUCUGCUUAUUAUAAUGUACAAUAUAAAACUUCAUGUUCCCACCAAUCUUCCAGCUAAAAGUUUUGUUUUUUGUUCCUUUUGAUUAAAUAUAGAAAUACAAAACUAACUAAAUAAAAAGAAUUAAAGAAUGUAUUUUAACAUGUUUGUACUAGCUCCACCCAGUACAGGAACAGACUAAUGUUCUGUAAAAUAUCCAGUCUCAUCUGAUUUAUAUCUGUUAUAUGAAAUAAUUAUUUUCUUUUUAUUAUAUUACAGGUAUAUACUGUAAUGCAUUCUGUUGCCUGUGAUAAAUGUGUUAAUCAGAUUGAUGCUUAUAGUUAGGUAUCAUUUUUGUAUUAAUUAUCAAGCAUCAGGUAUGUUGGUUGUCAAUCUAUGUUCCCUGACCUCAUAUGAAAUAGCUUAGGUCUUUUUAAGUCCUGCAUCAAAGUACUUUUCAGGUGGUUGAGAGUCAUACAUUUCUAUAUGUAUAAAACUUUAAUACCACAAUAUGAUAAAACAUAACACAGUUAUUUGUUUUGCUCUCAACUUUUAUUUAUUUAUAAGUAGUAUUGUAUAGUAAUAUACAGUAUAAAACUAUUUGAACACUAGUUGUUUUUUCUACGGUACAUUUAAAGUUUUUUAUUGGUGUUUAAAAAAAACAACUAUUUCAAGAUUUAGUUCAGUUUUUUCUCAUUUACUUCCAAUGGCUGAUAGUUUCUCUUUUCAUAUCAUUCAUGCUAAAUUAGGCUCUUGAGAUGUUGUUAUUAAUAAGUUGUUACUGUUUUUUUAAUUUUUACUGAAGUAUGUUACUUAAAAAUUUUUUUAAUGAAAAUGUCAUAUUUUCUUUACUGAGCAAAAUUUGUUUACGAUAAUUUUGCAAAAGUCCUGACUGAGAUCUGUAUUUGUUAAUGGGGUUUUCAUUCAGUUAUAUUGGCGUUAGUUAAUUCCAACUUUUGUUUAUUUUGAAAAUUAUUUCAGCUUGCCACUUAGAAAGUGUUCAUGUAAAGUGUAAUCUAUAAAAAACCUUGAAUCUCUAUGAAUUCGGUACAUUUAUUACAAGCAUGGCUAACUAGUUGUUACUAGACAAAAAGUAGAGACAUGCAGUAUGAUUUGUUUUGGAUGGUUGCCUGGCCAUGUAUUAUGCACUUGGACUGUCGUCACAUUAGUCCAAAGUUCUAAUGAAUGACUAACUCUUGCUUAUCAAGACAGAAGAAAACCAACAUUUUUAGACCAAUGCCUCUUAGUUGUACCAGAUGUGACAAAAUUAUGUUCAAGUGUAAGUUGUAUGACUUCAAAAAUCAUUUCAGUAAUUUAUUAUUGAUUUUAGCACUGUAUAUAGGUCAGUUUGUUUGGACUUAUAAAGUAAAUUUAAAAUGAAUAUUAUGAAUCUUUGAUGCUUAAAAAUAUGUAUACUAGAACAUAGUUUUGUUUAGUUUCAUAUUACAUAAAUUAAGAUAUUGAAUGAAAUUCAUUUAUGUUGUAUUUCAAUUCAUUCCAGACAAAAACUUACAGAAUUAUAAUUUAUUUUUCAUUUAAAUUUCCAUGAACUAAUAUAUGUAUUUCUAUGGAUAUAUAUAUAUAUAUAUAUCCAAAGAAAUAUUACUAAUGUUUUUAUUUCGUACUGUAUUUCUGUAAAUAAUUCCUUUGUUGUGAGCUCAUACUAUUUGAUUUAUUAUCUUACCUUGGUUUACUGAGAUAUACAAUUUGAAAAUAACUUAUGUACUUGGGAGCAUAUGUUUAAUUUUCUCUUUACUAAUUUAAAUAUUGUCUAUAUUCCAUACAAAAAUGUUACCAAUUUGAUAUUGAUGCUAGAAUUAUAGAUAAAAUGAUGAUAGAAUUUUUUUGAUUAUUUUAAAAUUUCUAUUUGAAAACAAAAACAACAUAUUUGAACAAUCAAAGGUAAACAUUUUGUUGUCAAAGAAAAGAGUACUCAGGUUGGUGAAGGAAAACAAAACAAAGCUCAGGUUGAAAAUACUUUGUGAAACUAUUUAAUAUACUAAAAUUGUCAAAAAGUUGGAACAUUUUUGUCAUUUUAUUGUGAGUAUAAAUAUACUACACAUUUUUUCUGAUAUUGUCUUUGGUGAAUUUUCUGUGAUGUAGGUAUAAUAAAAUUAUUGAAGACAU